GGCCCGGCCCGGCCCAGCGCGGCCCGGCCCGGCGCCCCCUCCCCGCUCCUCGCUGCGGUCCCCCGCUGCCACCGCUCUCCUGCCGACCCCCCUCCCCCUUGCCCGGCCUCCCCUCCCCCACGCCUCUCUCCUUCACCACCACCUCCGCCUCCUCAUCCUCCUCCUCCUCUGCCACUUUCUCUCUCUCUCCCAGGACGCGUCGGAUGAUCCGGGGCCGCUGGGGAAGGGCUCCGGGCAGCAGCAGGGAGGCUGCGUCCUCCUCCCGUCUCUGGCUGUGGGAAAAAAAAAAAAAAAAAAAAAAAAAAAAAAAAAAAAAAAAAAAAAGCCGGUGGCCUCGGUGUUAUUUUGUAUUAAAAUGAGGAGGAGGAAGAAGAAGCAGCGGCAGCAGCGGCAGCGAGCGGUAGCGGAGAGGAGGAGAGGAGGCUGUGAGCUGGGGACGGCGGCGGCAGCAGCAGGAGGAGGAGGAGUAGUGAUGAGUCAACUAAUAAUUUAAUGGGGACAGAAACAGAGAGGGAGAGAGAGAGGAGGGGGGGGGAGCAGAGCAGAGCGAGGCAGCUCCGUCCGGGGACACACACACACACAUACACACACACAUAUCCAUGUAACAUCCAGCAACAACCACCAAACCGGCCUAAAUAACAACCAUACCCAGCCAGCCAGGGGAAACGAGAAUUAAAAAAAAAAAGAAAAAAAAGAGACAAAAUACAAAGCCUACCAUUAUUAUUCUUUUUCAAUUGUUACUGGGUGGUUUGUUUUUUUUUUUUUGCUGGCUUGGUUUUUGUUGUUGUUGGCUUUUUGCAACCUUUGUGUUUUAUAUUUUUUACCCCUUCUUGCGAGUAACUCUUCUCGGAGUUCCCAGAUUUUUUUUUUUUUCUUUUCAGAAGCAGAACCAGUUUUUUGUUGUUGGUUUUCUUUUUUUCCUUUUUUUUUUCUUUUUUUUUUCCUGAUAGGAUCGGGUUUUUUAAAAAUUAUAAUUUUUCCCGGUGUUGGUCUCGGAGGGAGUGAAACCUCGUCACUUUUUUGUAGUGGUGGUGGUGUGCCUUGUUGUGUGUUUCCUUCCUCCCCUCUGUUCUUUUUCUCUCUCCCCUCCUCUCUCGCUCCCUCUCUCCCCCCGUCACUCGCACAACAGCCCCCGGUAAAUGAGAGGAGACAGGUCCUCUCUGCCUUUUUUUUUUUCUCUUUUUUUUUUUUUCUUCUUUCCCUCCCCGGACCGCAAAGGCGAGAUUAAAAGUGGCAUUUUAGUGCCUUUUCCUGCAAUUUUCUCUCCACUUUUUUUUUUUUUUUUUUUUUAUCUCCAGUAGCGAUCUCUGGGGCUGAGGUUUCCGCAGAAAGUUUGGGGGCUGUUACGGUGUAUAUUUUUGCGGAGGGGGAGGGGAGCGGGCUCCUUCUGUGUGUGCUGCUCCUCUGGGUGCCUAUUGGAGAAUAAUAGUGUAAGUGACAACCUAGAAGUAGACUUUCUGCUCUUCACACUGGAUAGAAAAGCUGCUUUUUUUUUUUUUUUGCUUUGCUUUUUUUUUUUUUUUUUUUCAAAUAACCCCUUUUCUCACUUGAUCCUUUAUGCAUUUGUUUUAUUUUUGAAAGGAUAGCUAGACUUAAAUCACCCUCCACCUUAAUUUAAACCUGCUGCUUAUUUUUAAAUUAUUAUUAUUAUUAAUUCCUCGUUUCGAGCGUUACACUUGUCUGAUCAAUUUGAUCUGCAGCUCUGUCUUCCGUUGCUAAACCUCGAAAACUGGCUCUCUCAAAAGAUAUUUAAUCUCUAUUUUUUUGUCCAUUGCCAUUUUUGCUCAUGGCUACUCUGUUUCUCGCUAUCUGUUUUUGCCCCUCCCCGCCUAGAGGAAAAUAGCAACAAGAAAAAAAAAAGAAAAAAAAUAAGAGAAUAUUAGGGGAAGUAGUCCUCAGGUCUGCUGCCCCCCCCCCUCCCGCCCCCCGUCAGAAAGGGGGGGACCUAAAAACAUCAGUCUUGAACUUCUUCCUCUUCAAGAGCUCGGGCUGCAAAGGAAACCUCCUUUGUUUUUGUUAUUUAUAUGCUGUCAAGUUUUGAAGUGGUCACAGGGAAAGCUUGGCCUGGAUUGUGAGAGCCAUAUGGAACGGAUAAGUGCGGAGCCUCUCUCAAAUGUGAUCUUUAGAGGCGGGACUGAGUAUGGAUCAUUUGAACGAGGCAACUCAGGGGAAAGAACAUUCAGAAAUGUCUAACAAUGUAAGCGAUCCGAAGGGUCCACCAGCCAAAAUUGCGCGCUUGGAACAGAAUGGGAGCCCAUUAGGAAGAGGAAGACUUGGAAGUACAGGAACUAAAAUGCAAGGAGUGCCUUUAAAACACUCUGGACACCUGAUGAAAACUAAUAUUAGAAAAGGAAGUAUGCUUCCAGUUUUCUGUGUAGUGGAACAUUAUGAAAAUGCCAUUGAGUACGAUUCUAAGGAGGAGCAUGCAGAAUUUGUGUUGGUGAGGAAGGAUAUGCUUUUCAACCAGCUGAUUGAAAUGGCAUUGCUAUCUCUUGGAUAUUCUCACAGCUCUGCUGCCCAAGCAAAAGGGCUUAUCCAGGUUGGGAAGUGGAAUCCAGUUCCACUCUCCUAUGUGACAGAUGCCCCUGAUGCUACAGUAGCAGACAUGCUGCAAGACGUGUAUCAUGUGGUCACACUGAAAAUCCAGUUACACAGUUGCCCUAAACUAGAAGACUUGCCUCCUGAACAAUGGUCUCACACAACAGUAAGAAAUGCUCUGAAGGACUUACUGAAGGAUAUGAACCAGAGUUCAUUGGCCAAGGAAUGUCCCCUUUCGCAGAGUAUGAUUUCUUCCAUUGUGAACAGCACUUACUAUGCAAAUGUCUCAGCAGCAAAAUGUCAGGAAUUUGGAAGGUGGUAUAAACAUUUCAAGAAGGCAAAAGAUAUGAUGGUUGAGAUGGAUAGCCUUUCUGAACUAUCCCAGCAAGGUGCCAACCAUGUCAACUUCGGUCAGCAGCCAGUCCCAGGGAACACAGCCGAACAGCCUCCAUCUCCUGUUCAGCUUUCUCAUGGUAGUCAACCAUCAGUUCGGACCCCACUUCCAAACCUGCACCCUGGACUUGUAUCUACUCCCAUUAGCCCUCAGCUGGUAAAUCAGCAGCUGGUAAUGGCCCAGUUGCUGAACCAGCAGUAUGCAGUGAACAGACUUCUAGCCCAGCAGUCCUUAAACCAACAGUACUUGAACCACCCUCCUCCUGUCAGUAGAUCCAUGAACAAGCCGUUGGAGCAGCAGGUCUCAACGAACACAGAGGUGUCUUCCGAAAUCUACCAGUGGGUCCGUGAUGAAUUGAAACGAGCAGGAAUCUCACAGGCAGUAUUUGCACGUGUGGCUUUUAACCGAACUCAGGGCUUGCUCUCAGAAAUCCUCCGAAAAGAAGAGGAUCCCAAGACUGCCUCUCAGUCCUUGCUGGUAAACCUUCGGGCUAUGCAGAACUUCUUGCAGCUGCCAGAAGCAGAACGAGAUCGAAUUUACCAGGACGAAAGGGAAAGGAGCUUGAACGCCGCCUCUGCCAUGGGCCCGGCGCCUCUCAUAAGCACACCGCCCAGCCGGCCUCCACAAGUCAAAACUGCUACUAUUGCUACAGAGAGGAAUGGAAAACCAGAAAACAAUUCCAUGAACAUUAAUGCUUCCAUUUAUGAUGAGAUUCAGCAGGAAAUGAAGAGAGCUAAGGUGUCCCAAGCACUGUUUGCGAAGGUUGCGGCAACCAAAAGCCAGGGGUGGCUCUGUGAGCUGUUACGUUGGAAAGAAGAUCCAUCACCAGAGAACAGGACCCUCUGGGAGAAUCUCUCCAUGAUCCGAAGGUUCCUCAGUCUUCCUCAGCCUGAACGCGAUGCCAUUUAUGAACAAGAAAGCAAUGCAGUUCAUCACCAUGGUGACAGGCCUUCCCACAUUAUCCAUGUGCCAGCAGAACAGAUUCAGAGCCCCUCUCCCACCACCCUUGGGAAAGGAGAGCAUAGAGGCGCUUUCCUACCAGGCCUGCUGACCGCUGGACCUUGGCUGGGUGCUGCUCCUCAGCAGCAGCAGCAGCAACAGCAACAACAGCAGCAGCAACAGCAACAACAGCCAGGUCCCAGACUACCCCCAAGGCAACCAACAGUAGCAUCACCAGCUGAAUCUGAGGAUGAAAAUCGUCAGAAACCCCGACCACGAACAAAGAUUUCUGUUGAGGCCCUAGGGAUCCUACAGAGUUUCAUACAAGAUGUAGGCCUGUAUCCAGAUGAAGAAGCAAUCCAGACUCUCUCCGCUCAGCUUGACCUGCCCAAGUACACCAUUAUCAAGUUCUUUCAGAACCAGCGAUAUUAUCUCAAGCACCAUGGGAAGCUGAAGGACAAUUCUGGUUUGGAGGUGGAUGUUGCAGAAUACAAGGAAGAAGAGCUGCUCAAGGAUUUAGAAGACAGCAUCCAAGACAAAAAUGCAAACACGCUUUUUUCAGUUAAACUAGAAGAAGAGUUAUCAGUAGAAGGGAACACAGAGAUUAAUGCUGAAUUGAAAGACUGAUCUAAAAGUAUUAUUUUCUUUCAACAGUGCCGCUGGUAUUUACUAAUGAAAUGAAAAUUCCAUCUUGCGUUGUGUCAAAAACCCUUAUUAUUCAUUGUUUGGCCAAUGAAUCUUCCAAAACUUGCACAAAAGUUGAAAAAAAGGAUAAUGCAGACUGCACUAGAUGUUUUACUCUGUUUUACAAACUGCUUCGCAGCAACAGAUGAAGCGUUGAGGAUUGUUUGAUAUUAAUUUGUGUUCACUGGAUACACUGUGAGUGUACCCAAUAAGCAUGAUACCAGUGAUUUUGAUUCUGGAGCCUUCAGACAAGCAUUACAACUUUUGUGAUUUACUGUUUUUUCGUUUCUGUUUUGUUCUUGUUUUUUAAUUAUUACUGUAGCACUCCACACUUGAUCUUUGAAAAAUCACAUUUAUUUAAAAAAAUAAAAUAAAAAGAGUUUGUUACUCUUGUUCUAUUGUAUGUUACAAAAGAACUAUAGACUGUGGAAUGCAGUUUAAAGAUAACAUAUGCCAACAAAUGCCUUGUAUUAUAUGGCACUGCCGUAAUUCAGAUUUGUUUUCUUUUGGAAAUAAAGGUCACUGUAUUUUUUUUUCCAUUCUCAUUGUUACAUGGUUUUAGAGAAAAUGAAAAAGAAAAUGUGAAACACAAUUUAGUCCUCAUUAUUUAUUUGUAGAUCCUGCAGCAUCAUGUUGUAAUUAAUUUUUUUGGAAGUUUCCGUUAAAUGUAAUAUUGCUUCUCUUGUUACCAUACUGAUUUUUUUUUUUCUAUUUAUAAAUGUAUUUUGAUGGGCAGUAAAACAAAGUGUCUUAAAAGUUUUAAAUAGAGAAAAUGUGCUUUACACAGUUGCCUAUAAAAAGUGCUCUAUGUUAUCCAAGCAAUUCAUACUAUAAGCUUCACUCUUAUUGUUGUAUGCAAUUUUUACUAUCAUGCAAAUAAGCUUAGGUAAAUAAAACUAAUAGAUCACCUUAGAAACUUAUGCAAUUAAUGUGAAAAUAAUUGAUGUUUGCAAUGUGUCUUCCUUUGGUUUACAAUCAAUUUUAAAGCUACAGCUGUAUAAAUUUUCUGUAUAAAGGUGUAUUUCUUUUUUAUGAGUUUAUUGCUAUGAAAACACCAGUUAUUUUGUUACAGCUGGCUGUUUUUAUAAGUGUAUCACAAUUUUCUUUAUGCAGAAAUGUUCUGACUAGGAGUGGUUAUUGACUGUAACUACACAAUUAAAAUUGUUUGUAUGGUAUGA
Molecule: messenger RNA, 5733 nt
Organism: Oenanthe melanoleuca
Lineage: Eukaryota; Metazoa; Chordata; Aves; Passeriformes; Muscicapidae
Gene: SATB1
Product: SATB homeobox 1
Exons: 13
Coding region: 2141-4498 (785 amino acids)
Biological process (GO): chromatin remodeling; regulation of transcription by RNA polymerase II
Molecular function (GO): DNA-binding transcription factor activity, RNA polymerase II-specific; RNA polymerase II cis-regulatory region sequence-specific DNA binding
Source: RefSeq, a predicted model, not a curated record